Messenger RNA from Prorocentrum cordatum, 3489 nucleotides. The record is from the annotation of a GenBank genome assembly. Lineage: Eukaryota; Dinophyceae; Prorocentrales; Prorocentraceae.
GCGGGCGGAGCGCCGGCGCCCGCGGGAGCGGCGCUCGCGGCGGCCGUGGUCGGGGGGGCCCGACCCCUGGUGCUGGCGGGUGGCGCUGGCGACGCCGCCCCCGCCCCCGUGGGGAACUGGCGCGUCGCCCAGGAGUGGAGGGGGUACCACUACGGCGAUGUGAUCAUCCCUCCAGCGGGCUUCGCUGGGGCGGGCACCCCCGCCCGCGGCGUCGUCUCGCUCGCAGACGGGUCGUCUCUCUUCGUCGAGUGGGUGGCCAUCGGUGACGAGUCGGCCUUCGCCGACCGGGCGGUGUCGCCCGACUGUCGCCUACUGCCGGUCCGCCUCGAUCGCGCUGGCAGGCCCUUCCGGACGCUCGAGAACCUCGUCGAGAGCUGCCGCCAGGAGCACCUUCCCGACUUCAUCGCGCCGAGGACGACCAUGCGGUGCCUCGAGCACCUCGCGGGCGAGGGCCGCUCUCUCGAGUCCCACUUCGAGCACUUCAAGAAGCUGUGCGGGCUCCAGGACUCCCAGUGGGGCAUGGAGGAGCAUGCCAGUGUGAUCAGCUAUUUGAAGGCGUUGCUCCAGCACGAUCAGGUGGACGCGUCCAACAUCCUUUCGGUGGAGAUGAUGUUCCGCCGGCUCCAGACGAUCGAGUACUGCUACAGCGACAAGCUGCGCGAGAGGACAGCGGGCUCCUCCGCGGGGAGGCUCACCGCCGACGAGCAGGCCGCCUUCGGGGCGACGGCCCGGGCCGAGUCGAGGCUCAUGGUGUCGCCCGCGCUGCUCGAGAGCGCCAAGCAGGAGCUGGAGCGGGACGCGUCGCUGGCCAAGAGCCUCCUGAAGGCGCGCGAGGCUCGGGAGUCGCUGGGCAAGCGGAGGCAGGGCCAGGGGAAGGCUGGCGUAGCCGAGCUGACGCUUGAGCGACCUACCGAGGUGGUGGAUUGCUUCUUUGUAAAAAAGGGGGGCGGCAAGCAGCGGCUGGUCGUCGACUGUCGGCGGUCUAAUCAGCAUUUCGAGCCGCCCGCCCCUGUCAGCCUUGUCUCUGGCGACACUCUCUCCCAGGUGCAUGGCGAUGACUCCCUCGAUCAGCCCGUGUUUAUCGGCCAGGUCGAUAUAAAAGACGCUUUCUAUCACAUGGAGCUCCCAGAGGGGCUCCGCCAGUACUUCGGGCUGCGAAGAAUUCGGGCCUCGUGGGCGGGCAUCUCUCAAGUCCAGGGGGCGGCCCGGGAAGGGCGGCCUCCCCGCGAGCGCGCCUUCGCCGCGGCCGCUGCGCAGCUGCACGGGGGUGAGGGGGAGGCCGACAGGCGGAUCCUGAUGGAGCUCGUGCGGCCCCAGUCUCGACACCACCGUCCCGAAAGCGAGUUCGACCGCCGGCACACGAAGGCGUUCGAGGACGUCCCCCUGGACCUCUUGAGGGCUCCCUGGAGGGUGUGCGGGAGGCAGAGGUGGAAACGGGCCUCGACGUCUAUGCCGGCCCUGGAAGCGGAGGCGCUUUUGUACGGGGUGCGCCACCUCCUGAGGUCCGUCGCCAACUUGGGCUCGAGGCUGCUCGUGAUUGGGGACUCGAUCUCGGCCUCCCUGGCCGCCACGAAGGCACGGUCGUCUUGCGAUGGCAUGCUCUCGGUGACCCGCCGGCUGGGCGCCCUGCUGCUGGGGACCGGCAGCCUCCUGCGGUCGCGCUGGAUCGCGUCGGAGCUCAACCCUGCAGACGGACCCUCGCGCGGCCGGGCGGCGCCGAGCGACCCGCUUGCCGGCCUGCGGCGCGAACUCGCGACCGCCGCCGGCGAGGGUCGCAAUGCUGGCGCGCGGCAGGUCCGACAGAUCGAGGACCCCCGCGGGCCGCCAGCCGCCGCCGCCCAGUGCGGGGCCCAGAUGAGCCUGCUCCGGAGGGCCUCGGUGUCGGCGAAGACGCAGGCCCAGUACUCCCUCUACCUGGCCGCCCUGCAGAGGUUCUGCGACUCCCGCGGGGACCACCCGAACACCGAGGAGGAGUGGGACAUCGCCACCGCGGGGCUGAUGGAGAUCAUGUGCAUGGAGGGCGGCUCGCUGAGCGCGGGCGAGAAGCUCUUGGCGUCGGUGCAGUGGGCCGAGCCGCGCCUGGGCAGGCUGGGGGGCGGGCGGAUGCCCGUCUGUCGACAGUGUCUGCGAGGUUGGCGCCGCGCUGCCCCAGCAGGGGGCCGCUUGCCCCUGCCCUACGACGUGGUGGCGCUGCUGGCGUGCUGGAUGAUCUGCCAGGGGCUGAGACCCCACGCGCUGGCCAUUCUCAUGAUGAUGGAGAUGUACUUGCGGCCAGGAGAGCCGUUCCUGCUACGGGGCCGCGACGUAGUGGCGGGGUCCCUCAGCGGAGCUCGCGAGUGGACCCCCACAUCGGUCUUGCUCCACCCGUUCGAGAUGCGGACCCCGUCCAAGAGCCAGGAGUUCGACCAGGCGAUCGUCCUCGACCUCGACCGGCAGGCGGCGCUCGCAGACGCCCUGGUGCAGCUGGGGCUGGAGCGCGGCGGCGGGCCCUUGCUGGAUCUGACGCCCAGCGCCCUGCGCCGGGCCCUGGACGAGGCCGCGGCUGCCUGGCGCCUGGGGCCCCUCGGGCCGCUCGACGCCUACCGCUUCCGGCACGCGGGGGCGAGCGUCGACUUCGCGACCGGCGCCCGACGUCUGGGGGAGAUCCAGCGCCGCGGGCGGUGGCGGUCCGCGCGGAGCCUCCGCCGCUACGAGCACGGGGGGCGACUGGCCGACCUCUUGCGCCGCCUGCCGCCCGACGCGCAGCGGGCGGAUGCCGUCUUUGGGCCGCUGAGGGCGCCCACCGUCGCCGUGUUCCUCGAGCUGUUCGCGGGCUCGGGCCACCUGUCCGAUGCCAUGGAGCGGGGAAAUGUCCCCACAUUGCGGUGGGACAUCCUGUACGGCCCCGCCUACGACCUGCGCAACCCCAGGAGCGCCCGCCUCAUUCGAGGGUGGAUACGGGCGGGGCUCGUCUGCGGCCUGCAUGCUGGCUUUCCUUGCGAGACCUUCUCGCGGGCGCGAGACCGCCCCAACGGGCCUCCGCGGCUCCGGUCCCAGGAGCACGUCUGGGGCCUGCCCAGUCUCCAUCCCGAGAGCGCCGAUUUCCAGAAGGUGAAGUGGGGCAACCUGUACGCGCGGCUUACGAUAUCCUUCUGCGUGCUGUGCUGCCAGUGUUUCGUCCCCUGGUCCGUCGAGAACCCCGCGCUGAGCUACGCGUGGCAGCUGCCGCCGAUGCUGCCCCUGCUCCAGCGCCGGCAGGUCACGACCCAGGUGAUCGAGCACUGCCGGUUCGGGACGCCCUGGAGGAAGAGCACCAGGAUAGCUGCGUUUCUCCUCGACUUGGCACCUUUGGCCAAAUUCAGAUGUACAGGGCCCGUCUGUGUCCUCACUGGGCAGCGGCAUCAAGAGCUGUCCGGCAAAGACGCGUCGGGCAGGUUCCGCACUAGAUUGGCGGAGGCAUAUCCUUGCAAGCUCUGCAGCACCCUCGCCAGAGCCUAUGCCGACGAGAAA